AUGUCAGAUGGGGACUAUGACCCAGAGGAUCGUUCCCUGAAGCGUCAGCUGAACGAGGCAGAGGAGGAGGCUAGUCGUAGAGAGGCUCAGUACCGCCACACCCAGAGAGAACUGACAGAGGAGAGAGAGACCUCCACCAGGCUACAGAGACAGCUCCUGGACCAGCACCUCCAACUCAAGCGUAAGGAGUCCACCUUGCAAAUGAGGCAGACUCUGGAGAAACUGCGUCUGGAUCUCAGUGUAGAUGAGGAGGACCAGGCUGCCUCAGUACCCACCUCCUCCAAGGCUUGAAGAAAAUCACCCUUCCAGGAUAACAACA
This is a messenger RNA of Coregonus clupeaformis (lake whitefish), 319 nucleotides long. Its product is annotated as myosin heavy chain, embryonic smooth muscle isoform-like. The transcript is spliced from 3 exons. The record is from RefSeq and is a predicted model, not a curated record. Bases 1 to 291 code for a protein of 96 amino acids. NCBI's taxonomy places the organism in Eukaryota, Metazoa, Chordata, Actinopteri, Salmoniformes, Salmonidae.